Messenger RNA from Hyaena hyaena (striped hyena), 3132 nucleotides. RefSeq names its product FERM and PDZ domain-containing protein 2-like. Gene Ontology annotation, molecular function: protein binding. The coding region runs from base 1 to 3132 and encodes 1043 amino acids. NCBI's taxonomy places the organism in Eukaryota, Metazoa, Chordata, Mammalia, Carnivora, Hyaenidae. The record is from RefSeq and is a predicted model, not a curated record. The transcript is spliced from 22 exons. Gene Ontology annotation, cellular component: cytoskeleton.
AUGACCGCAGCCGCCGUACCUAAUGCUGCUCUCGUGCACACAUGUAUCAGGGUUGAAUUUACCCCACUUCUUGUUACCUUGGGCAUUGCUCUCAGUCCAUCCCAGGGGCACCUGCUGGUCAUGAUCCCACAACUGGCCCUCCAGACAGUGGUCAUUCUCUGUACUCCCAUCAUGGCCUUGGUUUCAGAUUCCUCGGACUACGUGGUCUGUCCCUGGUCAGCCCUGCUGUCUGCAGCCGGAAGUCUCUCCUUCCAGGACCACAUUUCUCACAUAGAGGCUGCUCCUUUCAAGGCCCCUGAACUGCUGCAGGGGCAGAGUGAUGGUGAGCAGCCUGAUGCAUCUCAGCCCCUGCAGCUCCGUGAGCCCUUGCACUCCAUUCUGCUGACCAUGUGCGAAGACCAGCCCUGCCGGCGGCUGCCCUUGCAGUCAGUUCUGGAAGCUUGUCGGGUUCAUCGGGAAGAAGUGGCUGUAUACCCAACCUCUGCCAAUCUCCACGUCAGAAGGCUGGCUGGCCUGGUUCUGGGCACCAUCUCCGAGGUGGAGAGGAGAAUUGUGGAGGAAAGCUCCUCGGUGCAGCAGGACAGAAGCUGCCUGCUCAGGAACAGGCUGCAUCAGGCGAGUUGCGAGAACGCAGCGGUGUGGGCCCUGGAGCGCCUGCACCCCUGCAGAGUUUCAGAGCGAAGCACGGAGACCCAGAGCUCCCUGGAGCCCGGCCAGAGCACCUCAGCACACAGUCACCGUAGCCUCUCUGUUAGCAGUGCUCUUCCAACUGAAGGUUCCCCACAUCUUCAGGAGGGACAGCAGCUCAGCUCCAGCACCACUCUGUCUGUGGCAGCAGAAAUCUCACACCCAGCAACUCCUUCCCGAAGAGGUUUUCCUCAAAGAAAAGGAAAGGUGAGCAAAAGAAGACCGAAGGACGUCCUCCAAAGUGCUUUGAGUAGGGACCUGUGUGUGGAUGACACCGUAGUUGAAAAUGGGCAGGGUCCUCUGGGGUUCUCUAGGCCGGAGUUCAUCUUGCUGGCUGCAGAGGCCCCAGUGACUGUGCAUCUGCCCGGAUCAAUUGUGACCAAAAAAGGGAAAUCCUAUUUGGCUCUCAGGGCCCUCUGCGUCGUGCUGUUGAGUGGGCAGUGUCUGGAGGUGAAAUGUGACAUUAUGUCAACAGCAGGAGCUGUCUUCAGUGCUGUCACUUCUUUUGUCAACCUUGGGGAGCUCACUUACUUUGGCUUGGCUUACAUGAAAGACAAAGAGUUCUUUUUCUUGGACAAUGAAACCAGGCUGUGCAAAAUAGCCCCUGAAGGCUGGAGUGAACAGCCCCAGAAGACCUCCUCAAAUACCUUCACACUCUUUCUGAGGAUAAAGUUCUUUGUCAGUUGCUGUGCACAGCUCCAGAACAGCCAGACAAGGCACCAAUUUUAUCUGCAGCUUCGGAAAGACAUCCUGGAGGAGAAGCUGUACUGCAAUGACGAGACACUACUGCAGCUGGCAGUCCUUGCCUUGCAGGCUGAGUGUGGCAACUACCCCGAGGAGGUAGAGACUAAAGCCUAUUUUCGGGUUGAAGAUUACAUCCCAGCGAGUCUAAUUGAGAGGCUGACUGCUUUCCGGGUGCAAGUUGAAGUCUCAGAGAUGCACCGUCUCAGUCCUGUGCUCUGGGGAGAGGAUGCAGAGCUGGAGUUCCUGAGGAAUUUGGUGGGCCUGAUGCAGUCCCCAUCUCUGAUUGACCCUCAGGACUCUGACCAAAUUCAGUCUCCUGACCUGGUCACUCAGCAGCUCCCGGAAUAUGGUGUGCUGGUUCACCGAGUUCUCCCAGAGAAGACAAGACGAGAAGGGGACAUGGCCUUGGGGAUCUGUGCCAAGGGCGUCAUAGUAUAUGAAGUGAAAAACAACAGCAGAAUUGCAACUUUACGGUUUCAGUGGAGAGAAAUUGGCAAGAUUUCUACUUGUCGAAAGAAGUUCACCAUCACAAGCGGCGUCACUGGGAAAAAGCACACGUUUGUCACUGAUUCAGCCAAGACCUGUAAAUAUUUACUGGGACUCUGCUCUGCCCAGCAUGGGUUUAACGCCCAGAUGAGCUUCCUGCCAGCUGCAGCUGUUCCAGACGAUGAUAAGUGUGUGCAAAUGGCCAACAUGAGUCUUGCACACCUGGCCCCGUCUCAGCCUCUCACCUGGAUUCAGCGGCUGUCGGGCUCAGAAAACGCACUGUUCGCACCUGCACCCGGGCUGGGAGCCGCUGCAGGGGGCCUGCGGCGCAUGUCUCUGGAUAACUUCACCGUGGAAACCAGCAAGGAGACUGCGGCACGGGGAAUCCGAGGCAGCCCCUGUACUGGUCGGGAGCAGCUGGAGACCAUCUGUUUGAUCCAGAAGUCGACGACUUAUGACCCUCUCUCCGGGCCGCCUGUUCCGAGCGUGCACAGGGAGCCACAGAGUAACAGGAGAAAGAACUUUAUACCUGAGCCGGAACGAGAAAUUGUGCAUGUGACACUGCGCCGGGAGCCACGUCGUGGUUUUGGUUUUGUCAUUAACGAGGGAGAAGAUGUUGGCAGAGUUGCCCCUGGCAUCUUCAUAUCUUCUAUUAUACCUGGAGGACCAGCUGAAAAAGCUAAAAAGAUCAAACCGGGAGGGCAGAUUCUAGCCUUGAAUCACAUCAGUCUGGAGGGCUUCACGUUCGACAUGGCUGUUAGAAUGAUUCAGAACUCUCCUGACAACAUAGAAUUAACCAUUGCUCAAUCAAAAGGUAUUUGUGGAAAUACCCCAAGUGAGGAGAAGAAUAGUCCAGCCAAUUCUGGGGUCUUCUCUACAGACAGCCCGAGCAACGGGCACCAAGAAAGUUUCGCAUCACAUGCACAGAAACGGGAGAAGAAUACUGAAGAGCUAGAAAUGGCUCAGACUCAGAGCUUACUGCCAUUAAUGGGGCAGGCUGCUGGUUCUUCUUGUCCUCCAUCAGCUUCAGAAAUCAAUGCCAGCGAGAUCUACUUUGUGGAACUGGUUAAAGAAGAUGGGACACUUGGAUUCAGUGUGACUGGUGGCAUCAACACAAGCGUGCCCUAUGGGGGUAUCUACGUGAAAUCCAUCGUUCCUGGAGGGCCAGCUGCCAAGGAAGGGCAGAUCCUGAGGGAUCUUUCUGACCUGCUCUGA